GUAUGGAGAGGGGAGGCUGGUAUGCAUGGGCAACUGCUGGUCUUCCAUAAACAACCGUGCUCAGAUUUGUACCUUGGAGAACUUUCUAAGGUGCAAUCCCAUGGUCAUUUGACCAAAGGGGGUCUUUACCCUUUUAUACACAGACAUACACACACACACACACACACACACACACACCACACACACACACAUGGUGGCUGUUGACUCAUUAAUUAUGAUUUGUCUCAGCACCACCAAUAGCAGAGUGCAUACACAUAGGCAGCAAUUUAGCUAAAAAGCAGCAACACACAAACUCAUAAUAUGAAGCUGAGUAUUUACUGUUUAAAAUUGCUAGAAGGUGGUUGGUAGUAAUCUUCAUGCUAUGUGACUAGAAACUACUGUUUUGUCCAACAACAGAUUUACAAAUUUUUUCACCCAGACAAUAUGAAAGGAAAAUGCUUGACUUUGCUGUGAAGACAGCUGGACAUUAAUAUUGUUACAUUUCAGGUACCUUAUAUGUAUUGAGCGAUGAUGGUCUUCGUUAUGUGAAGAGGCUGAUAAAAUUUAUUGAACACAAAGGUAUAACCAGCACAGGGAUCUACAGAAUAUGUGGUGUACAAUCGGAAAUCAGUGAAGCCAUGAAUAUAUUUUCACGUGAUGAUUGUGACAAAAUUCCUGAUGGUAUUACAGCAUACAGCGUUGCAGUAGCAUUGAAGACAUAUUUCAGGAAUCUAUCUGAACCACUUUUGACAACAGAAUUCUACUGGCCUUUGAUGAAUAUCUCAAAGCAAAAAAAUAAAGAGAGGCUAUAUUCAUGUAUAAGAACUAUACCACAAAUUAACAUUUGCUUCCUACUCAGUAUUCUAAAACACUUAUACAAUGUAUCAGAAUGUCCAGAAAACAUAAUGUCAUCAUAUUCUUUGGCUGUCUGCUGGUCACCAGUUCUUUUGUGGCAUGAUCAGACCAGUAUAGAUCAAGCUGUCUUGGUACCAUGGAUUAUACAGACUUUAAUUGAGAACUAUCAUAAUAUUUUGUGAAAGGUAGUGAACAAUUUCAAUGAACCACAAAAUACUCAAAUGAUUAUUCAACACCACUCAAUGAUUUUAUUGUUUUAUAUUUUGUUUUUGUUUUUUCAUAUUCUCUUUGGCUGAUCUCAUUCAGUUUUAGCUAUUGUUAUUUACAUUGUUUAAUUUAGGUCUUAAUUUAUGUAUACAUUAUAUAUACACGCACAUAUUUCAUCUUUUUUUUUUUAAGGAAAUUCAAUGAGGAAUUAAACUUUUAACUUGUUUUAAUUGUAAUAGCUUUUUUUUUUACCAUUGAUAGGCUAGAGAUGGUGAUGGUGGCGAUGUCUAUAGCCCCAGGUCAUCACAAAUCAUGCAGACCACUUAUGAUUGCAAACAUUCCAGCUGUUACCAUACCAUAAUUUUUUUAAUUGUUUUGUUUAUUCCACAGGCAAAGUAUAUCUAAAACCUUGCCAUUUACCUGGCAUCUUGUGAUAUAUACAAGAGAGGUGACUGCAUUUAUAUGUACAUAUUGUUAUUUGGUCACUGGUCAACCCUAACUGAACCUUUAAUCAAAAGCAUUCUAACCAUGCCUGUUCUAUCACUUUUAUGGGACCUAAUGGGUAUUAUCAUCAUCAUCAUCAUUUUAACAUCCAUUUUUCCAUGCAUCAGAUGAACUUUGUUGAGGCAGAUUUUCUAUGGCCAAAGAAUGCCCUUUCUGUCACCAACCUUUACCUGUUUACAAGUAAGGUAAUUCCUUUUGCCAAAUUCGAUGACUGGCAUCCGUGCUAGCAGGGCGCAAAGAUCCCCAUACGAGUGUGAUCGUUGACAGA
Molecule: messenger RNA, 1813 nt
Organism: Octopus sinensis (East Asian common octopus)
Lineage: Eukaryota; Metazoa; Mollusca; Cephalopoda; Octopoda; Octopodidae
Product: SH3 domain-binding protein 1-like
Exons: 8
Coding region: 618-1016 (132 amino acids)
Biological process (GO): small GTPase-mediated signal transduction
Cellular component (GO): cytoplasm
Molecular function (GO): GTPase activator activity
Source: RefSeq, a predicted model, not a curated record